AUGGAGAACGUCAAUGUCGCCGAAUUGGUGGAGCGCCUGGGCAGCGAUGAAGAUGCCGUCCGCAAAAUGGCCGUCUUCAAGCUGCAAGGCAAUAUUGGCGAUCCCUCCUUCGCCGACCUAUUCAUUGCGGAGGGAGGACUGACUCGAUUGCGAUACCUCACCCUGCACGCCAGUGGGAAUACUCUUGCUUACAGCUUGACGAGUUUUUCCAGAUUGCUGGACGUUGAUAAAGGCUGGGAAUGCGUGGAUGUGGAAUUGGUCGAAAGGGUGAUCAACAUCCUCCGCGGCGCAAUGUCAAUCUGCGUCUCAGUCGUCUCCCACCCCCACGCCGGAGGUCGCAACUCGCCCCAACCAGAUAUGUUCGGCUUCCGCGCCUUGAAACCCGCCAUCGCGAUCUAUCCCCAAUUCCUAGAAAUGCUCGUCAGCCGGCUGUCCUCCGCUGACCAUGCACUCUGCGCCAAUGCAUUGCAAUUGAUCAACUCCCUCAUGCGCGACUCUAUAACCUACGACUCCGAGGCCGAGUGGCCGAAGUUUAUACAGAGAUUGCAGGAUCUUGGGGUGAUCCGCGCGGUCUAUGAUCUUAUGCAGGACUCUGCGUUGCAGGAUUUGGCGCAUCCGUUGCUGGAGUUUCAGUCUCUUACUAAGGUUCUCCUUAGGAAGUGGAAGGAGAUUCCCCUGAAUCAGGAGAAACCUGAGCAUAGGCGAGCAUUGAAGGGGAUUCAUUUGGCCAGUAAUCAGAAAGGAUCGGAAGAGGUUCUCGAGAAGGAGAAGGAGAAGGAAAAAGAGGGUGCCGACAACGCCAAACGUUCCAAACGCCACCAUCCCGAGAAAUGGCGCAGACUGGGCUUCGAAUCAGAGAGUCCGGCCACAGAAUUCUACGGCGUCGGCUUUCUGGCCAUGAUGGAUUUGGCAGACUAUGUCCGCAGCCACCAGGAUGAAUUUCAAAAAAUGCUCCUAGAGCAAUCGACCAAACCCUCGCGCCAACGCUGUCCCAUCGCACGCGCCAGUCUGGCCGUGACGUCCAUCCUGUACGAGCAUUUCGAAGUCGAUAAGUCUGAAAUGGACGAUUCGAAGAAUUACAUGCUUCUCGAUUCGCGAUCCAGUGUCGAUAGACUAUUCAGACCGUUACUAUUACACUGGACCCGUCUGCAUGUUGCGGGAUUACAAGCGUUUUUCCGAAUGUGGAAGGCUACUGCUGCGGAGAUAGAUGAUCUGGAUAAACUCAUUGAGCUUGUUCGUAUUCUAAUCGAGUCUGUUGUCGGUGGCGCGAGUCGGACAAAAGAUGUCCAGGAUGUGGAGGAUGAACUGGCUAAUUAUGAGUAUGCGCGUUUGCGAGAGUUGCAGAUGGAGCUGCUUGAGCUUACGUAUGAGGAUGCGUGGGGCCAGCAUUUGCGGCAGGUUAGGGAGGAAUUGCAUCAUGAGGCGUUGCAGUUUGUUAAGGAGCAGAGGAGUAGGUGUUUGCUUGCUGGGGCGUGGUUUGCGAUUGAGAAGGAUGGUGCGAAUAGUGGGGUCAGGUCGAAUGCUACGCAUCAGUAUGUGCAGCUUUCGCAUAACCGGCGCUAUUUGCAUUUUGGCGAGUUUAGUGAUUUGGGGGAUCGCGCGCCGGAGUUGGAUGUUCUUCCGGAGAAGAUUGAUUUAUCUACCGUCUCUUCGGUUGUAUCGAAUAUCUCUGCGCCGGAUCAUACAUCGACGUCAACGGUUAAAACAGCUCCCCGCGCCGCGACAAAGAUUACAAUUCACGGCUACGCCCCCUCCAACCACGGCGGCCAAUCCAAACACCACCGCACAGCCUCCACGCAAAAGGAAAUCGUCCUCCUCACACUUCGACCGUCUUCACACAGCGAGGCUUCGGAAUGGUUGGACGGACUACUGAUGCUGCUCAAUCAACAACCUAUUACAGCCGAGACGACCAAGUUAAUUGAUCUGGUUGGUAAUUACGGGCUGAAGAUUCGUCUUUUGAAUGUUAGGUUUGAUGAUGCCACGUUUGCUGGGGAGGCGCCGCCAGUUCCGGGGAGGGAUGGCUUGGAUGAGGAUUAUUAUUAUGAUGUUUUUGGCGGGGUUUGA
This is a messenger RNA of Penicillium manginii, 2064 nucleotides long. RefSeq names its product ELMO/CED-12 family protein. Bases 1 to 2064 code for a protein of 687 amino acids. Gene Ontology annotation, cellular component: plasma membrane. The transcript is spliced from 3 exons. NCBI's taxonomy places the organism in Eukaryota, Fungi, Ascomycota, Eurotiomycetes, Eurotiales, Aspergillaceae. The record is from RefSeq and is a predicted model, not a curated record. Gene Ontology annotation, biological process: actin filament organization; cell motility.